AUGAGUACCACCGUAAAUGAACCCAAUGACGACCAAGUCAUAGUGAGACGGUGUGCUAACUAUGGUCCAACCAUUUGGAAAUAUGAAUACAUACAGUCUCUUAACAGCAAAUAUGUGGGAGAGGACUAUGAGAAGAAGGCGGAAAAGUUGAAAGAAGAGGUGAAAACUAUGAUUCUAGAAAAGAUGGAGAGCCCAUUGGAGAAAUUGGAGUUAAUUGACACAGUCAAGAGACUUGGAGUGUCUUAUCACUUUGAAGAAGAAAUAAAGACAUGUUUGGAUAACAUAUACAAGGACACAAAUUGGCUAAGUGGAGUACUUGAUCUAUAUGACACAGCUCUCAGAUUUAGGCUCUUCAGAAAGCAUGGUUAUAAUGUUUCCUCGGAUGUUUUCGACAAAUUUAAAGACAAAAAUGGGAAUUUCAAGAAUUCUUUGCCUGAGGAUACCAAGGGAUUGUUGUCCUUGUAUGAGGCCUCGUUUCAUGGCUUUGAGGAAGAGAGUAUAUUGGAUGAGGCCGAAGAGUUUUUCUGCGAAACACUUGUAUGGUGGGAGAACUUAGGAUGGAGCAAGAAAUUGCCUUUUCUUAGGGACAGGUUGGUUGAAUGUUACAUAUGGUCUAUAGCUGAGGUUUACGAUCCACGACCUGAAUUCCAAUACUGUAGAAGUAUGACUGCAAGAAUCACCCAACUAAUCACAUGUAUUGAUGAUAUUUAUGAUGUCUAUGGAACCUUGGACGAGCUCGAGCUCUUAACCGAUGCAUUUAUAAGAUGGGAUGUGAAACUUAUUGAAACAUUGUCGGAAUACAUGAAGAUAUGUUUUCUUGGAAAUGUAAAUUCUAUCAAUGAAUUGGGCUAUGAGUCUCUUAAGGAAGUUGGAGUCCACGCACUUCCAUACCUAAUAAAAGCGUGGACAGAUUUAUGUGGGUGCUACAUGAAGGAAGCCAGAUGGUUCCAUGGGAUGUAUGUCCCUUCUUUUGAGGAGUACUUGAACAAUGGAUGGAUGUCUGUUGCAGGUCAUGUGUUGGCCAUUCAUGGAUAUUUUCUUUUUUGUUGCGACUCUCAUCGCAUCACAGAAAAGGGCUUGGAAGCAAUUAAAAACAAUCACGAUAUUAUCAAAUGGUCAUCCAUGAUCCUUCGCCUAGUCAAUGAUUUGGGAACUUCAAAGAAUGAAAUGGAACGUGGUGAUAUACUGAAAUCGGUACAAAUUUACAUGCAUGAAACUGAUGCAUCGGAAGAAGAAUCUCAAGAACAAAUUAAGAAACUAAUUGGGAAAGCAUGGAAAAAGAUAAACACAUCUAGAGCCAAGCCGAAUUGUCCUUUUGAUAAUAUAUAUAUAGAUAUAGUAACAAACAUUGCACGGGCAAGUCAUUUCAUGUAUCAAUAUGGAGAUGCGCAGAUGCGCAUGGACAUCAAAUUAAAGGGGAAAACAAGGAUCGUGUCACCUUGCUCCUUGUUGAGCCAAUUCCUCUUUCCUUUGAUUGAUAUGAAUUAUUCAAAAUCAAUAUGA
Impatiens glandulifera is the source of this 1503-nucleotide messenger RNA. RefSeq names its product (-)-alpha-terpineol synthase-like. Gene Ontology annotation, molecular function: magnesium ion binding; terpene synthase activity. NCBI's taxonomy places the organism in Eukaryota, Viridiplantae, Streptophyta, Magnoliopsida, Ericales, Balsaminaceae. The record is from RefSeq and is a predicted model, not a curated record. Gene Ontology annotation, biological process: diterpenoid biosynthetic process. The transcript has 7 exons. The coding region runs from base 1 to 1503 and encodes 500 amino acids.